Molecule: messenger RNA, 14328 nt
Organism: Numida meleagris (helmeted guineafowl)
Lineage: Eukaryota; Metazoa; Chordata; Aves; Galliformes; Numididae
Gene: BTBD3
Product: BTB domain containing 3
Exons: 4
Coding region: 9647-11209 (520 amino acids)
Biological process (GO): dendrite morphogenesis; cerebral cortex development; neurogenesis
Cellular component (GO): cytosol
Molecular function (GO): protein binding
Source: RefSeq, a predicted model, not a curated record
UUAUAUGUUAAGUUUUUAUUCUGUGUCCCCGGCUUCCUGUUUGCAGAGGAUCGUGGUGUUGAGUUGUGUGUAUGCAAAACUACAUUUGAUUCUAAUGUAACUGUCCUGUGCUUGACUCAGGCUUAAAAUAGGUUUUGUUUUGGUGGAAAAGAGCUGGUCUCAUCAUUUCCUACAGAAAUUAAGUGCGCUUUGUCAUAACGUGUCAUAUCUUGGCAAUUUAUUAACUUUACAAAUUAAAUACUUUAGGACUUUAUGCAUUUGAAAUAAGCUCUGUGCGAUUGCCAAAAUUGACCGUAGCGUGCAAUUCUAUUUCUGUAACUAUUUCUCCGCAGCAGCAGAGUGCAUGAUAACUUUCCUGGUGUUUCACCUCCAGUGAUCCUCUGCUCUGCCCUGGAGGAAACACCUUUCAGAAGCAAUCCGGAAUUCCUCUUUGCUUGCCAUAUAAGGCUGAGAGAAAGGGUUCAGCUAUUAGUAGUAAUAUCUACCGUGUAGAUACCUGCUUGUUAAAACUUGUGGUAGAAUUUUUUUUUCUCAAGUUCCAAAGCAGCUGUUACGUUUAUGAUGAAAGUUUCAGUGCUAUGGUCGGCUCAAUUAAAGCAGAGGUCCAGUGAUGAUUUACUGUGCGUUAUGCUGUUGGGAGAAAUUUAGGCCUUUAUCCAUUGUGUGAAGUUGUACAAAGGACGCUAGUUCUGCAGCAAAAUGUCGCUCGUGCCUGUCAUUAGCUUUGUCAGAUCAUUCAAGAUGGUUCUCGUGACUUUCUCUCCACUAACUCACCAAUCUCACAGGCUGUUGUUUUGUUGAACAAAACUCAGGGGGAAGGCUUAGUCACUUCAUUUGUAUUUGCGGGCUUUGUGUUUUUCUGGCCUGGCUUGUCUCUUUUCUGCUCCUCUUGGUUCAUUUGAAUGUGAUCACAUAACUCAGCAUGCCAGAGUGAAAGAAGACUUAAGUGAGUUCGGUGUCCGCAGAGUAUUUGCAUUUUAAAAUACUGCUGGGCAGGUCGGUGUUCUGUAGUGUUUGCUGGUCAUUUGGGUAUGUGGAGUGUGCCAUCACAGAAAACAGAUGUGAAAGACGCAUUGAGAAGUCCCCUUAUCUUUCCCUGUUACCUGCCUCAUGAGGCUGCCUGGUAUCCUGAAUAGUUUCAGUCACCAGAGGGUCAGGUACCCCACUUCAGUAUGCUUCUGAAUGAGUUGUUGAUAACAUGUGCCUCUGACAGGGUGGGUACUCAUGUGCUGGAUUGCACUUUGCUUCCACCCUAGCUGCAGUUUCUCGUAUUCUACAGAAAUGUAAAGGAGUCAUUUGGCUUCAGAAUGUUCUCUAGCAUUACAGUUUUGUUAGCUCACGUUUUGCUCGAUGACAAAGGUUCGGUGGCAAAAGUUUUUGAGAGUAAUAGCAGAAAGUAACUGUUCCAUCAGGUAGCACGUUUGCUUGCACAUAGUAGCUGUGAGAUUUUAUACACAGGCUUUUAAGGUGGAACAAAAUCCUGUUAAAAUCUAAUCCAUAAUGUGGAUGUCACCUUGCCCUGCUAGCAGUGGGUGAGGGUGAAAACUUAAGCCAUGCUCUUUGUGACUGGGGAGGAGCUGAGGCAAAAGGUAUAUAGGAAGGUAUACAGUGUGAUGUUAUGGUAGUGUUGUGCCCGUAACAGUGUACAAAGUACACCUAGGUGAUAUUUGAUUUUUGUUUAUCAGACUGAGGUGAUAACUGCUGCAUGUAUGAAAAACCUAUGCAGGUUUACUUUGCACAAUCCCUUAAAAUACCUAUAUGUGCUCACUUUAAUUACUUACACCUUCAAUUUUUUCUCUGCCACAACUCUGAAAAUAGGGCCAAUAAGAUAGCAUUGUCGUGAGGGAGAGUCAGCAUUUAGGAUACUCUAGUAUUGCUGCACAAAUAAGUCUUAGUGCUUAAAAAUAUAACUUGAAACCAGAAUUUAAGGAGCAUAUUAAUGUCCAUCUUGAAAAUUCAUUACAAGUGAAUGGCAGCUAACUUGCAGUAAAGAGGAGGAGAAAUUAAUAAAAAUACUAAAGCAUAACUGAUCUAAUUGGCAAGCGUGACUGAGGUAUUUGCAGUGGAGGAAAGUAAAUCUGAUUUUGUGAAACAUUUAAGCAGAUAACAAUCUGGCAACAGUUUUGUUCGCCUGUGGAAUCACCAUUAUAAAUCCAAACAGAACCUAGAAAGAAAGUUAAGGGUGAGCAACAAGAUCCACAGCUUCUAACAUGUGGCCGAAGAAAUUUAAUUGAGUACAGUGCAGUCUAAUGGACUUAGUGUUUGGGUAAUUAUUUGGAUGCAGUGAUUGGUCCCUCAUAACCAAAAAUUUGGGGUUAUUAGACAGUUGUCAAAAAAUUGUAUGAGUAUUUAUUCAUGGAGUUUGAGACUUGCUUGAAAAAGGAGAGCUACUGUGUUCAAGAAUGCAUUUCUUUGCUUUGCUGAUGGACUAACCUGUUCCUUUUUCACUAACUAACUGGGAUAGUCUUCUCUUCUGUCGUUUAAAAUGCACUGGAAACAAGAAGCUGUACUGAUUUUUUUUUUUAUUUUUUUUUCCCCCUUUUAAACUUAUUCGGAGUACUUUUACUGAAUGGUUCCAGGUACACUCUUCUGUAAACAGAAGUGUGCCAAGUCACAGAUCUGCUUUGGGUUGUUAAGCCAGUCAUUUCACAGCUAGUGAAGCUCAGGGUCCUAUGGAUUGGCAUGAUGCCAUUUUACCAUGGCAAAACCCGAUGAUGUGUAUGUUACAACACCUAACCAAGCUUUUCAAGUCUCCUGUUUUUCUCUACUUUGUUAAGUUGCAAACUUGGUGCAUCUGAUAGCAUAGCAGUCUCAGGAAAUUGAAGUUUGCAGGCUGCUGAACUGUUACAGUGUGGGUCGUAGCAAUAUCCUCUUCCCUCUUAUGUCCCACAGGCUACUUCAUCACUGGUUUGAUGUGAAAGUAGAUGAUCCGCACAUGAAAUACAAUCCUUGAAUUAUACACUAACAUAAUGAAUGGUAAUGCAUUGUCCCUUUGGGUGUUCAUGGGGUAGAUACUCUCUUAGUGCCAUCAGCUCUCAAGCUACCGAGAAGUUGUCUUCUCUUUAUCUGUGCUACCUUUUGGCAGACUUAACUGAGCUGUGUGUAGGGGAACAAAGACAUCUGGGAGACAAUGAAGGAAAAGAACAGGAUCGGUUGUCUUUGUAGAUCCUAAUGUAACUAAUUUAAUAAAGUAUUUCUGAACCAAGUUGAAGUAAGUAUUAAGGUUUGCCUAUUAUAAAAUCUGCCUGUAAGAUAGGAAGGGAAGUUGUGGCUGUAGUUACCUGAUCACAGUCUCUCUGUUGAAACAGCCAGCAUGUGGGUACUAAUUGUAGUGCUGGUUUCUCUCAAGUGCACUGAGAUCGCUAGCUUCUUUCUCACAGGGCACUGAAUGAUCAUUAAAUGCUAAUGACUUUUGAUUACUGUUGACCUCGGUCAAUUUAGAGUUAGUGACCUAGAGAUGAAAACCACUGUAUCUCAUUACCAAUUUCCCGAGCUAUCUGAUCUUUCCUUUGUAGGUCAGAUUUGAUAAGAGGCAGAAUAGAAUUAAAGUUGACCUCUGUCUUGGAAAAGGGGUUGAAUGCUUUCAGGUUUGCAAUAUUGUGCUUAGAAGCAGCAACAACAACAACAAAAGGAAGCAGCUACUAGGAAGAAACUUAUCUUUUUGACCCCAUGGAUUCUAAAGAGCAAAACUUAUCACUUCUAAUAGGAAAAAAAAAAAAAAACAGCCUAUCACCUGUAACCUGGUGUUGUAGGUUUUUGUAGUUGCAGGUUUUCUCAUCUCAAGCAUCCAUUUAUAAUUCUUGUUCUUACUUUGAGCUAUGAAGCAGCAAAUGAAUAUUUAUAGAAUAAAUUGCAAACUCUGCUCUGAGAUGUUUUCUACCUGCAGUUCCCAAACUAUGCGUGGGAUGGUAAAAUCAUGUAUUUCGUGUUGUGAUGAAGCAUUUCACUUAAUUUCUUUCCAUAUGCACAGAAGAGAAUGUGUCAUAAUUCACUGUUAUUGUUCACUGUAGACUCUUUAAAUGUAUGGGUUUUUUUAUACAGUUGUGGUUUCUAUAGACUGCCAUUCAUACAGCAUAAUGAAAAUGCGUAAUAAAUUUAAAUAUUUUUUCUUACUUUAAUAUGCUUACUUUAAUAAGCUGCAUUUACUUUUAUCAAACUGAAAACAAAAUUUCUAACUUUAAAAGCAAAACUCCACAGUGAAAAAAAGAAGUCUUUUGGAGUUAUUUUAGUAUGUUUGGGGAAGAAAUAGUCAGUUACUGAAGCUCUCACUGUGGUUAAAUCGUAGAGGAGAAGCAGCUAAGGAAGAACAUAAUGAAAAAUGACAGGAGGAGAUGUUGCACUUGGUUUGAGCCAGGCCUAAAUUGGUGAGCCAGCCGAAAUACGCGUGCAGGGAAGGAGGAUGUUUCUGAUGAAAUAAAUAUGGGGAUAAAUGUUAUUCUUAUAUACUGUGUUUUGAUUUGAUUGCUUUGUCUCAAACAUGACAUUGCUGUAAAAACUGAAAGGGGGCAGUGAAAAUGUCUGCAGGUAGAAAAAAGGCAUAUUAAAAAGAUGAAGGUUGUCUUGGUAGGGAGGUCAAUAAGAAAUGUUGUGCAGCGAUGUGGCCCAUAUGCUAGCAAAUAAUACAAGAAUGUGAAAAUAAAAGGCAAUUUUAUUCUCUGUUCUUCUAUUUUAUAAAAGUUUGUAUUUAGCUGUUGGCUGGGAUGCUCAGAACUCCCUGCAUUUUGUUUCCUUUCAAGCACUAAGAGCAUUUAUGGGGGGGGGAAGUAAAAACAUCUUUGUGGGUAAAAUUAUUCUGAGGAUUUUAAUCUUCAUACUUUAAAACAUAAGAUUAUCAGUAAGCAGAGUUGGGAAGAAUAUUUGUAAACAAGCAUUUUGCUUGUUUAGCUUCUAGCGUUGGUGCAAGAUGCAAUUCUACAGUGAUGCUAUUCUGAGAAUGAAAUGCUCUAUAUUUUCUUUUUACCAUGUAUUCAAACUUCUUUGAUAGCCGUCACAAUGUUACCCAUCUUUGUCCCUGCUUGUAGUCGUAUUUUUUUUCCAAGGGAAUACUCACUGAGUGAGACUUAGGGACCAACUUUUUGGUGCAACAGACAGAAACAGUUACAGUCCUGGUUUGUUUCAGUGCUGACUAUCAGAAACUUGAGAGAGCGAGGCCGCUGGAAGUUUCUGUCAACUCUAACGUGCUUUUUUACUUGAGGAAAUCAAGAAUAGAGCUGUCAGUCCCAUUUCCAAGUGAGCAUUUUUACACAGAAGGGUUGGGGUGGGGUGGAUUCUUCCAAGUGACUAAAUAAUUCAUAAAUAGUUAAACAGUGUUAAGCUCCUCAGCUGUGUGGGUUGGGUUUCUUGGUUUUAUUGUUUGCUUUUUUGCUCUUUGGACUCGUACACAUCGUUUUCUAAUUAGUAUUUAGAGUGAGCUUAAAAGCAAUGUGAAGUAGCAGCAGACAGGUAGAUCUGUUAAAUAUUGAGUUUGUAUUUAUUUUGGUUAAUAGAGAUGUACCAUCUGAAACUUGCUUCAUUGGGGAAUCCAGAAUCUAAACAAAGAAUUUUAAUAAUGCAUAGGUAUAAUAACAACCAAGGAAAAGACUUGGCAACUUUACAGAGAAAGAAAUAUAUGCAUUUUUGUUUUGCCGAGUUGGAAUUUGUUUCACAGCUCAGAAUCUGCACCAGCCUGCUGGGAAUUGAGAUGAAGUCUUGGUUUUUAGGGAAAAUGUCCACUUCAUGUUUCUACAUGAAGAACAGAGCUCUAAAUAUGAGAUAGAGGAAAAGCACAACCAAUGGAAGAAAAAAAUGGAAAAUUUGGGGUACGCUUGCUAUUGCAGAAGGAAGGAGUGAUGUAAUAUGAGGAAGAGUGCUCCCAUCAACCCUGGAAAUUCAAUGAUUUCUCAACUGUGAGUUACCUUUAGCAAGGCGUAAAUAUAUAUGUUAUAGCACCUAGCACUGUGUGCAGUGUGAUUCCUGUGACAACCUUCCCAAUGGUUUCACGGCAUGUUGUGGUCUUAAAGGAUAAUUAGAACUGGGAAUGUAGAUAUAUUACAUGCAUUUGGAUUUAAACUGUAAAAUUAAUAAUCCUUUUUGGUUUUGAUGGUUUGUUUUUUAAACUUUUUUAGCCAGGAGCUGAUUUCCAAGGGCUUGUAACUUGCCCCGUAUCUUAUGAAAGUAGGUGAAAAUGGAUGCAUAGUAGCUCAGCCUCACAAUGUAGCCUUUUGCUAAAUUCCUCACAUCUGACAUAUAGAAUUUUCAUUAGGCUUGUGUUAAGAUUUAAGCAUGGAAUUUCCUCCACCCUUUAACUUAAUACUUCUGGUUUCAUUACUUUGCUUGCAAGCUAAUGUUGGUGUCUCUGAAGAAUUAUAUUUCAUUUCUUUCUAAGUCAAGUUUAUAAAGUUCCUUUCUGUUAAUAUAUAAUUAGUGAAGAAAAAUGAAAAUUGCUGGAGAAAAUGAGGAACACAUCGUAACAAGCUUUCGGAAAUGGAUAGAGCUUUGAGUGAGAGGUGGUCAGUUUCCUUGAUCCUCUCAGCAGAGACAGACUGCUUUGAACUUGAGGUUUUGACUUGGCUUUCAACAGGGCACACAUCUGAGCGUGCUUCUACUGAUGGCAAACAGCUGGAGAGUCAUUAACAGUAUGCAUAUAUUAAAAAAAGAAAACUGCUUUAUAGGAAAAUAGAUGGAAGUUGCCGCUAAAACUGGAAGAAUAGUGAGUGCAAGAAGCAGGGAUUCUUUCUGUGCUUUUCUUUUUCCACUUCACUUGAGACUAAGAACUGAUACGUGACGCUUUGUUUUGGAGCUAAUAAAGUUCAGUGGAAGGUGAUAUGAAGCCUGUUAAGAGGGUCAUAACUUUUUAGUAGGAACUUCUGGGGUCUCUUGUGGAAUCAUCAGUACUUUUCCAGUUGUAGCAGACCAGAUUUUGAUGGGUGGCUUAGGAAAUGACAAAGAUGACUGUUAGGCUUUUUAUCAACGGGUGUGAAGUUUGAUCUUUGGCUACAAGGGGUCUGACUGGCUUUUGGAUUUGGCAGAACAUACUUCAGCCACAGCUUUCCCUCUCCUCCUUCCCCAAGAGAGCACAUGUUUUCCAUUGUGUUUUUUGGAAGUUGAAGGUAUGGUUGAUUCCUGCUGGUUUACAUUUACUAGUAGUCUUUCCUAGGCUGACUUAACCAGUGGCUCUGUUGUUCCCUUUCUCUUCUGUAGCAUCCUGGUAAUUUUAUCUGCUUCGGGUAUAAUCUUUGGGCUUCCAUGGGCUGAACUGUUUGUGGGGACCUUGCUUCUUUUAUUCUAUGGGAUUAGGUAAAAUGGAUUUAUGGAAUGGAAAUGAGAUCUCCCAUAUGAAUCUCCUAACCUCGGCUAUCUUUCUCCUGCCAAUCACGGUGAUGAAAACUAGAUUUUCUGAUGUGUGGCUCUUCUGUAUCUUUACACUUUAUCCCCUGUGGAAUGGCAAACAGGUUGUUAUUGUAACUGGAAGAGAUGGAAGUUUACCUAAGGAGGGGGAAAAACACUUGCACAAAUCCAAGAAUACUUUGUAUUUCCAUUAUACAUUCUUUGCUGUGAGCAAUUGUAAACAUCCCAUGUGUGGGAUGAGUUUCUUUUCCUUUACCCCUUCUUUUACCUUCACAAUUCAACAUGACAAACAUGGUUAGUUUCUGUCCCAAAUGAACCUGUCACAGAUCAAAAAGAAAAACAAGUGAGAGAGUAAAAAAUGGAAAGAAAAGCUUGCUAGGAAAUAUUUCUUUGGAAACUGCAUAACCUGCCUCUCCAUCUAUUUAGGAACAUGUCUGUACUUCUCAGCCACACCAGGUAUAACCCAGCAUUUUCUUUUAAAUUACCGGACAGAGGAGAUAGAUGCGUGUCUGGAAAUAAUAUCUUAUCAAACCACUGCAGCCAAAUCUUGUGAUGGCCACUGCCAGUGUUUUUACUGAGUGCUUAAUGUGGAGUUAUCUCUCAAGGAGACCUAAUAAUCUUUGCAGUAGCUACACUUAGGCUUUACAUUUCUGAGAUUGCUUGAGCCACAGCUAUAGCUCUGUAACACAAUUGCAAUGUUUUUUCAGUAAAUAGCCUGAGUAGCAUCUCUGUGCUUCAGUUUAAGUCAGUGGCAGACUCUGACAGGGAUUCCUGCAAGGUCAACUGUUUGUCCACCAGCCUUCGGUGAAUUUUUUAUUUCUGUGUUGUGCUCUCGUCCAGCAAAAUUAAUUAAUGGCUGAAGUUGCUUGAAGAGCAAAGGGGAUUUUUUUCUUUAGAAUUUGAAAAUAAUUGUGAAAUGAUGCUUGAAUUGUCAACACAUCCAGUGUUUUAAGGUGGGAAAUGUUGACACGUAAUACUUUUAUUAUGCUUUGCCUUUUAUUUUUAAUGCUCUUGACCUUCUACUAAGGAAAUCUGAUCUAAAUUUAAUUCUAGGUAAACUAACAACUGAAAAAAUAGUUUUUUUUUAAUUUAAAUGACUUCAUUGGCGUAUCUUAUAUUUAUUUCAGAAAGUAUUUGUUAAUAAAAUCAGAAUAUGUUUGCUUCUUAAGAAAUACUUUCUGCCUGUGAUUCAUAAAUUGGUCAGACUAGCGUUGAACGCUUAGAAACGUUGAUUAAGUGUAUUCACUCCGAUUUGCUUUAAUCUGAUUGCACAUGUAGAAGUUCUCUUCUGAUGUGAUGCAGCCACGUCUUACAUAAACUGGCCUAAUUAAUGCUACUUAGUCAUUUGGGACCACUGUCAAAAGCUAUUACAUUGUCUAGAAACAUAAGGAGUUAAAGCUAAAGCUGUGACCUCAUCUCUAUUCAUGUUACACUGGAGUAGAAACUGCACGGAAGGGAAUUGUUUAACUGUGUCGCUGUCUCUGCUACUGCUGAUCUGCUUUCAUUUGGUUCCGAUAUAUAUAGUGUGCUGUUUCUGAACAACUGCCACAGUAGGGAUUUGUGGGACUACUAGAUGUGUAUGAAGUCAUGCUAAUACGAAUUGCAUGUGGAAAUAGCUCCUACAGAAACAUUUGGGCUCAGAGAUGUCUCUCUACCUGAUUUCCAGAUUUUAUCCCUUCUCCUGUGAAAUCCAGGCAGCAUCAAAGAGAGCUAAAACACACGGGUUUUUAGCCAGUCAUGCGCUUAUGUAACUGUGUGUGCAGUUUCCUUUCUUACUUAGCACUGCGUGCUAAAUGAGGAGUGCAACUGCUGUCGCUUUAAUGUUGGAGCCGCGUACGUUACAAUAGGUGUCACUGUGUGGCUGAGUCCAAUCGUUAUCAGUGACUUCAGCUAUUGGCUCUGGAUGCUGGCUGACUCCAUCUGCAGGGCUGGAAUAUCUAGUCGCUUUGGAUCCGUUCAUCACACAAGUUGAGCUCGCUGAGCGAGCGAGCAGCGCUACGGCACGUCUUGCUAGCCUCGGUCGGGAGGCUGCUGCUACAGCCGCGCGUGUGCCUCUGCGCUGGGUGUGCUGCUUUCCAGUGGUUCACAGUCAGGAGAUCUGGGAAGAAAUAAAACUGGCAGAAAUGAUGGGGAUGUAUUUAACAAUUCAAGUACUGGAUCAAACUUAAAGCCGGUUUCUUACUCGGAAUGCUGGAAAGGUCACCUUGUCUUGCUGGAAGAGAAACUCUCUCCUCUGCUGCUCUGUGUUUAACAGCUUACACGUGCAUUUUUUAAUGGUCUUAGCUAGUCAGGUUAUCUAGCUAUACAGACAAGUAUACUCAUGGUAGAUGAGAAAGGAAAGAACAUGAAAUGUCUCACCUUUUUCUUGAUGCUUCCAGAGACGGUCAAGAACAGGUCCAAGAAGAGCUCUAAGAAGGGAAACAGCAACAGCAGCAGCAGCAAAUUGCCUCCAGUUUGCUAUGAAAUCAUUACCUUGAAGACCAAAAAGAAGAAGAAGAUGGCUGCUGAUAUUUUUCCCCGAAAGAAACCAGCCAACACUAAUACAACUGCUGUCCAGCAGUACCACCAGCAAAAUCUCAAUAACAACAACACUAUUCCAGCGCCGAACUGGCAAGGACUUUAUCCGACCAUCAGAGAGAGAAAUGCAGUGAUGUUCAACAACGACUUGAUGGCAGAUGUUCAUUUUGUGGUCGGGCCACCAGGUGGGACCCAGCGGCUGCCAGGACAUAAAUAUGUCCUGGCUGUUGGGAGCUCUGUAUUCCAUGCGAUGUUCUACGGAGAACUUGCUGAGGACAAAGAUGAAAUCCGUAUACCAGAUGUUGAGCCUGCUGCUUUUCUCGCAAUGCUGAAAUACAUAUAUUGUGAUGAAAUUGAUUUGGCUGCAGAUACUGUCCUGGCCACUCUUUAUGCUGCCAAGAAGUACAUCGUCCCUCAUCUUGCCCGUGCCUGCGUCAACUUCCUAGAAACAAGUCUAAGUGCGAAGAACGCAUGUGUGCUGCUUUCCCAAAGCUGCUUAUUCGAGGAACCUGACCUGACCCAGCGCUGUUGGGAAGUGAUUGAUGCCCAAGCCGAGCUAGCUUUGAAGUCCGAGGGCUUCUGUGACAUUGAUUUUCAGACACUUGAAAGCAUUCUCCGAAGGGAGACUCUGAAUGCCAAAGAAAUUGUUGUUUUCGAAGCAGCUCUGAAUUGGGCCGAAGUGGAGUGUCAGCGACAGGAGCUAACUGCCACCAUAGAGAAUAAGCGCAAAGUCCUCGGAAAGGCUCUGUACUUGAUACGUAUCCCUACCAUGGCACUCGACGACUUUGCAAACGGCGCUGCGCAGUCUGGGAUUCUGACUCUCAACGAAACCAAUGAUAUCUUCCUUUGGUAUACGGCUGCCAAAAAGCCGGAGUUACAGUUUGUAAGCAAGCCCCGGAAAGGCCUUGUUCCUCAGCGGUGCCACCGUUUCCAGUCCUGUGCUUACCGCAGCAACCAGUGGCGUUACAGGGGCCGGUGCGACAGCAUCCAGUUUGCUGUUGAUAAGAGAGUGUUUAUAGCUGGCUUUGGGCUAUACGGCUCCAGCUGCGGAUCAGCAGAAUACAGUGCCAAGAUUGAACUCAAACGACAAGGAGUUAUCCUAGGCCAGAACUUGAGUAAAUAUUUCUCGGAUGGUUCUAGUAACACUUUCCCCGUGUGGUUUGAAUAUCCGGUACAGAUUGAGCCUGACACCUUCUACACAGCUAGCGUGAUUCUGGAUGGUAAUGAACUCAGCUAUUUUGGACAGGAAGGAAUGACAGAAGUUCAGUGUGGGAAAGUGACUGUUCAGUUUCAGUGCUCUUCGGACAGUACAAAUGGCACAGGGGUACAGGGAGGGCAAAUUCCUGAACUCAUAUUUUAUGCUUGAAUGUGUGGAGACAAAGCAUUUUUUCCUAUGAAAAACCUGUCUAGUUCAGACCUACUGACGCUUAGCUUUUUAUCUGCAGAUACGUGAUCAGUACAAGUUACUCAUCACAAACGCUAUAGGCGAGUUACUGGCUUGCAGUACUUGUAGCAUCAUUGGUGAUGAAGUUUAAGUGUAAUAUUUAACUUUAAACUGGAGGCUCUCUUAAAAAUAAGCAAGUUUUGAAUGCUUAGUAAGAGAGGUACCUGUUUGCUGGUGAUGCCAACCCUUGAUUUGAUGCACCUGUGAAUCACCAGAGGAUGCCCUUGUAUCUCGUGGGUUCUAGAACUCCUUCCACUAAAUGCUGUCAUCUUUGAUCGGUUUUCUCUUUUUCCAUUUCCUGCUCUUUGCUUGUAACUAUUUGGGGAGACGGGUAGAAAACAAGGAGCCUUGUUUUAUAGCUCUCUUCUGUCUGCUCUUCAAACUGAAGAGAUUUCAGUCAGCUGAGCUGAUUUUGAUCAUGGAAGCUAACAGAAGUGCUUCAGUUUUAAACAGAAAAAGUAUAGGUUUAUACCAUCAUCCUCUGAGAUUCUGCUGUGGCCAGCUGUUUGAGGAAGCUACGCAGAAUGCUGACCACAAUGCAUGGACACGUUUACAGGGAGUGAGGAUUUGGGCUUGGUAAGUGACCCUUAGAGUUCAUAUUCCAGGAAUCACACCUAGAAGGCAAGGAACUACUUGCACAUGUUCAGAUUACAUACGCAAGUUGAGACCUCGACUCUCUUGACCUAAUUUUGCUACAUUGAAGUUGAUUUGCUAUUUAAAUUGCUUUUCUUCGAAUCCUCACUAAAUAAACAGGAGUUAAUAUCUAGUGUUUGAUGUAGGACAGUUUUAUGUUUUUCUUCUUUCUAAAUGUUUUAGAAGCAUGUUGUAGAGAAACAAAAGAAUGUACUGGUCUCAGCUUAGACUUUUUUUUUUCUAUAAUAUGAGAACUUAGAGAGAGACAAGAUUCCCAUCUGUGGUGAUAUUACAGUUAGUGUAUAUCAUUAGAUAAAAGUAAGGGGGAUCUCUUACAACUGUUUAUGCAGAAUCUUCACUUUAUCUGAGUCUUCUCUCAAGCUUCCUGUCGUAUGUCCAUCAACUCUGGAAAAGUAUUAGGGUUCACAGCUCUAUCUGGGAAGGAAAUAAGUAUAACUAACAGAUGGAGGUACUAUUUAAACACAAGAAAAUCUUUCACCCUUGCAUUGUGACGCUUCCAUCUCAGAGGGACGCUAUUGUAGUAUAACUCAUUUAAGCUCUGAAGUGGGUUCUUUUUUGUGUGUAUGUUUUAACAAAAUGAGAGGACCAAAUGAUUAUUUAGACAGUCUGAAGAUUAAUAUUAUAUCAAUUCAUUAAUGUAGCACAACCCUAAAUUGACUUGUCAGUUUUGUAAUGAAAAUCUUUUUCCCAUAUGAUUUCUUAUCAGUUUGACACUAUUACUCUUAAGUGUUUCAUGACAGUUGGAACCCUAGCCUCUGGCCAUUGUUAAGUGCCAAAACAUCUUUGCAGUGUCCAAAAUAUCAUCUGAGAUGAGAAAAACUGGAGAGUAGAUUACAAAUACUUUAUGGCCAAAGCUCAGCUCUUUCCUCUAGGUAAUAAAGGAGGGCCAAGUGAAAAACCACCCUACAAGAUCUAUGCCUUUCACCUAUCUUACUGUCUAGUGUCUUAUAUACAUUCAUGCGUGUGUGUGUGGAAGCAACAUUCCUUCUGAAAUGUAAAUACCCUCAAAAUAUGGUGAUUUUUUUUUUUAACAGAUGUACAUAAUCCAGACUUACUGAAAUUUAAACAGAAUGGUCCAUGGAAAACUCACAGAAAGAGAUUUUAAAACAGCCUCCAGUUAAAUAUAUUUAGAUGUGCAGCUUAAAAUAAACAGGAAUGUGUGGACUGGAGAAAGAAUUCCUGAAGAGACUGCAAAAAGGAAUCUAAGAUUGUCUUGAGGUAAUGGUCAUCUGCCUGGAGAGAACAUUUGAGCUGCAAUUCCAUUUAUUUAAGUACACUGGGAAGCAGAGCAAGGCACUAAUCAGCUGGCUAAAAUUUCUUACAGCAAGUGGUUGACAUGUAAUAAUUCGAGGUGAAUAUCAGAUUGACAAGCUGCUUGCAGUAGCAAGUAGCAUUCUGAGUUUGGGGAGGAAAAAAAUGAGGUGCCUCAGCUGUUGGGACAAAUCAGUACUGCACUGCUAUAACUAAAGUGGUUCCCACUUCUAAUUUUGUUGGGUUUUUUUUUUUUUGCUUGUCUGCAAAUAAAGGUAAGCUGUCUGCGACAUUGGCUGUAUAGCUGUAUAAAAUUAGCUAUUAUUUAAUUAUUUUUAUUUGCUGGUUUUAUUAAAUUGUUUUGACGAAGCAGGAUGAAAGCUACCUCUAGCUUAAUUCCUCUGAGUCCUUUCCAGGUUUUAGGAGCUGCUGCAUGGAAAGUUUUUUUUUUAAUGUGGAUCAAUAAACAUAAGCACUCUGAAACAGCUUUUGAGCUUGAUUGUGAGCCCUGCUUGAUGCUGACAGGUGCUGCUGUAUUGAGAAGGUGGCUAGUUGUAGUCCCUUUAGGAUGUCCAGGCACUUAAGUAGGUGUCCACGUGUGGAUUUGGUCAGUUUAGCAGUAGUAUCUAAGCUUGAACACACUGAUGUUUGCAAGCAUCAGCUGUACCAACCUGGAGUGUAAGCAUGUCAGUGGAGAUAACUUUUGGUAGAUUGUCUUCAACUGUAUCUGGCCACCUUUGCUACUUAUAGGUUUGAUUUUUCUGGGUAGGGGAAUCUGUGAUAGAGAGUAUAAUGUAAUAUACUUUCUGCAUAUCUAAAGUAGUAUUUAAGUAAACAUUUUAAUUUCUACAUGCUUAUUGCACUGAACUGAUUUAUUUGUUGUUGUUUGUUUUGUUUGGAUUUGUUUUUUGUAAUUAAAUGCAGCUAACUUCAGGUAACAGCACCCGUCUGUGCUGGAGCAGUGUUGACUUUGGCAGGCUUACAGCAUUAUUUAUAAAGGACAGAUAUAUAAAUAUGAAGUACCUCAUGUUGAAUGUUAUUGUACUGUAUCUUCAAUGUCACAGUGCAGAUCUUGUUGGACUCAUGAAUGUGUAUAAUCGCAUUAAACCUACGAAUAAAAAUGGUUCUUAAAUGUU